AUGUCUGGACGAGGAAAAGGUGGUAAAGGUCUAGGAAAGGGCGGUGCCAAACGUCACAGGAAGAUUCUUCGUGACAACAUCCAAGGAAUCACCAAGCCUGCUAUCCGUCGUCUUGCACGAAGAGGUGGUGUCAAACGUAUCUCUGGUCUGAUCUACGAAGAAACUCGUGGUGUCCUCAAAGUCUUUUUAGAAAACGUCAUCAGGGAUGCAGUAACAUACACUGAACACGCCAAACGUAAAACCGUCACAUCAUUGGAUGUUGUCUAUGCACUCAAAAGACAAGGAAGAACUCUAUACGGAUUCGGUGGAUCGUUUGGAGCGACUAGUUGCACUGUAACGGGAAGCCGAGUGGGAUGCACUUCUGUACCUGCAGAUGGAGCUUGUGUCUGUGAUUGUUGCGCUGGAAGCAACACUUGUGCUCAAUUGUUUUCGGGAUGCUCGAGCAAUGCUACAAAAGCCGCGGGAUACUCGGGGCUGACACCGUCAGGCCCAUAUAUUUGGACAUCUGGUGUUGCUAUUUUCCCAAUAAUGAUAGCCGCCCCAGGCUCGCCGACUGGUAAUCUGCUUGCCAGUGCUCCGUGCAUCAGUCCUGAUCUUCCAACUGGACUGUCAUUCGUUUUCAACGCAUCAGUUCAGUCUUAUCAGAUACAAGGGACACCACAGGCAUCAGUUGCAAUAGCUUCAUAUUCCAUAAUUCUCAUACAUACGAGCGAUGUAUUAUCAGCCAUCACAGCUCAAGCACAGGUGCUAGCUGGUACUGGUAUACCUUCACCGUCAGCUUCAAUUGCAGUAUCACCUAGUUUAGUUGCAUCGCCGUCUGGAUCGCCUACAAGGAGUCAAACGCUACCGGCAGCUUCUCCUUCAGCAAGUGGUUUGCCAUUACCUUCGACGUCAUCAUCUUCGACACCUCUGGCUAGUAGUUCUGGCAGCAAUGUACCGAUUGGAGCUGUCAUAGGCGGUGUCUUAGCAGCAAUAGUGGCGGUAAUAAUAGCUGGUAUUUUAUGUCUAGUCUUUGGCCGUCGAAAUGGUCUGAUGGCCGCAACAGGAAACAGACCGUCCGGAGGGGGACGAAGUGGAUAUCGUCCACCAGUUGGUAAAGUCAUGGUACCAUCAGAUGUAGAGCUCGAUGGAUACGCCAACCCCAUAUAUGCAAUGCCGCAAACAUUCCCAAACACAAAUCAUAAUAAUAAUGGAAACAUGUCUAGGCAACGCCCCGCGUCAGUCGUCACAGCUCCUUUAUUAUCAGAUUCAGAGGGUGGUAGUAGCAGCGGGUAUUCAACACAACCUCAACCGCUAAGACGCGUAGGACACUAUUCCACUGCACCGAGAGUUGCUGGUGGGACUCAAAAUGUGCAGCCUCAACCUAUACAGUAUGCUACACAACCACGGGUGAAUACGCAGCAGCAGAAUCUGGGUGUUGGAUCGUCGCAACAACCGUUGUCUGCUGUAUCAGAUGCACCCCCACCGGCGUAUCAAGCUACACAGAAAGGGCCUAGUAAUACGCAAGUAUUAGCGGGCGAAACUUUGAUGGUGUGUGCGCUGGCUUAUACGCCCAGACGUGAUGAUGAAAUGGAACUGGCGGUGAACGAUCGUGUGACGGUUGUAGAGCAAUAUGGAGAUGGCUGGAGCUAUGGUAUAAACCAACGUACAGGCAAACAAGGCUUCCUACCUAUGAACGCCAUGGUUCCUGCUGUAUCAACUGCUGCUGUGAACUCUGUACAAGGAAUCACAUAUUCUAACAAAGCGCUGUACACAAACACUGCAACUGGAACUGCUAUGCCUGAUGUGAGAGAUCAUACCUGUGGAGUUGACCCAGACGGUGCUGGGAAGGUUGCGUACUGUUUUGGCGGUACGAGCACUGGACAACUGCCAGAUAGACCAGUAUACGCAGCUGGAUCAUUAUGGGCUUUACGUUUCGAUGUAGCCACUUCGCCUAGUGGUAUAUGGACCCAGCAAGCGUUAACGGGUGUUGCUGAUGUCCUUGUCGGUCGUGGAAUGCAUAGUAUGACGUUUUUGAGUAGCAGGAUAUAUGUCUUCGGUGGCAAAGACUCCAACGGAACAGCAAUAGCAGGCAACGGCCAAUUCAUAACCAUAAACCCAACCACACUUGCAACAACAACAGUUGGAGCAAGCGGUACAGCGCCAACCGCACGAUACGAUCACUGUGCAGUGCGUAUCGGGUCCACAUCCAUGAUGGUGUUAUUCGGUACAUCGAAACUCAACGCAGCAUCUGCAACAACCCCCACAAACGCCUUAAACGACGCAUACAUAUACGACGCAACCGCGAACUCAUGGUCCAAGGUCGCAUAUACAGGAACAACGCAGCCAAGUGUGCGAUCUGGCGCACGAUGUGCGUUUUUGAAUAACAAGAUAUACGUGUUUGGAGGACAGACGGAUUCCAACAACGUGUUGGGUGACACGUGGUAUUUAGAUCUAUCUAGUAAUGCAUGGACGCAGGUAGUAGCUACCAAUGCGCCAUAUGCACGGGUUGGGCAUGCCGGUGCUGCUGUUGGAGUGUGGAUGGCGGUUUAUGGAGGGAAUCCAGCUGCUACUGCUACAAACGGGGAUACCAAUAUCCAUUUCUUGGAUGCUAGAACUAAUGCAUGGCAAGCUGUCGCGCCGAACUUUACUGUGUCUGGAGCACUUGUAACUUUCCCGUCGCUGACACCGUCACCCGGAUUGUUGAUUUCGUCGCCGUAUGCAUCUGCAACGGCUGUAGCAGCUGCAGCAUCAACAUCUGGUAGUGGGUUAAGCACGGCUACGAUUAUUGGGGCUGCUGUAUCGGGUGCUGUUGUACUAGCAGCUAUUGUAGCCGCCAUGGCAUAUGCCUUCUACCGACUCCGUAAACUACGAGGAUCAGAUGAGGAUGUUAGACGGGACUCUAAAAUCGGUGGUGUAAAUCAGUGGCGCGAAUCCGUACGUCCAUCGUUUGGUGGUACAUCGACAAUGUCUGAACGUGGUGGUGGAGGAGGAACAUAUAGUAGAGAUAGUGAUUUCUCCGCUUCCCUACUUGGUAAAGCAGCACCGCCAUUACCACCUGCCAGAUCAGCAAACCCGACUAGGACGACCGCAUUGGGGAAUACACCACCUUCUCUUGUAGCUAUUAAUCCUAUGAUGGGCGGCGCUGGCGCUGCACCAUCAUUCCAGCAGCAGCAACAGCAGAAUAGGGAUCAGCUAUUCCAACAGAAUAGAGACAUGUUAUUCCAGCAGCAGCAGCAAAAUCAACAAUACCAGCAUCACGUCAUGCCACCUCAACAACAGCCAGCCUUCCAGCAGCAGCAACAAUUGCUGUCUCCCCAACAACAGCACGAAGCACUACGAGAGCAACAACAACGAGAACUGCAACUGCAGCAAGAAAAAGUAUUACAGCAGCAACGUGAGCAGCAGCAACGUGAACAGCUCCAGCGUGAGCAACAACAACAGGUUUUCCUAGCGCACCAACAACCACCUUCCUCACACCACAUCGUCCCGCAGCAACCCUUCAUAAUCGCCCCACCACCACAACUAAUGCAACGCCCUAUAGCACCCGAGCCGCCCACAAACACCAAUAUAAAUAACACACCAUUAGGUAUCCCCUCAUAUCUCCGUCCAAUCUCAACCGCAACAACAAUCACAUCGCUCGGUGGAUCGUCUGCGACUUCGGUAGAUGAUCGGGGCGGUGCGUCUGCUUUGCGGCAGGAGUUGUCACAUGUUUAUGAUAUGGCUGCUUUGGACGUGAAUACUAGUGGUGGUAAUAAUAGUAGUAAGAUAAUGAGACCGGAUAGUCAGGCAACGUCGAUCGCAACUGCAUCGCGGCCGGUUAGUUUUGGAAGUACGGCUGAUGAGCGGCCGACUCAUAGUGCUAUUGCACAGUAUGCACCUACGAUGGAGGACGAGCUGGCUUUGGAAGUUGGGGAUUUGGUCGUUUUGACGGCUGUAUUCGAUGACGGAUGGGGUGUCGCUGUAAACCAACGGACGUCGCGCGUUGGGACAGUACCCGUCAACUAUCUCGCUCCGUUGCCAAAGUAG
This is a messenger RNA of Synchytrium microbalum, 4008 nucleotides long. RefSeq lists its product as uncharacterized. Gene Ontology annotation, molecular function: structural constituent of chromatin; DNA binding; protein heterodimerization activity. Bases 1 to 4008 code for a protein of 1335 amino acids. Gene Ontology annotation, cellular component: nucleosome. The record is from RefSeq and is a predicted model, not a curated record. NCBI's taxonomy places the organism in Eukaryota, Fungi, Chytridiomycota, Chytridiomycetes, Synchytriales, Synchytriaceae. Gene Ontology annotation, biological process: nucleosome assembly. The transcript is spliced from 11 exons.